Messenger RNA from Anisakis simplex (herring worm), 1773 nucleotides. The record is from the annotation of a GenBank genome assembly. NCBI's taxonomy places the organism in Eukaryota, Metazoa, Nematoda, Chromadorea, Rhabditida, Anisakidae.
AUGGUAUAUAUUUCAUGGCGGAGUAUUCGUCACGUGAUCAAAUGUGCACAAACAGCUUCUCAAGCGAUCGCAUACUUUGACUUCGAUCACUUGAAUAGAAUGAGACUGAAUAUGGCAAGGACGAUAGAAAAUACCAGCAAUAUCGACUGUCUAUAUCAGGAAGCUCCAUUGGGUGCUAUCAAAGAGAUUCUUCUUGCUUUGCAAAUUGAUGGAAAUGAGCAGCGAACACGCUUGAUGUUGAAUAUAGCUAAUGAGUGGUUAUUAUCACGGACAGAACGUCAUUCUCAUGCUGAAUGUGUUUAUGCACUUAUACCUUUUCGGUUACUGUCAAUUGACGAGUUGAUCGAGCUGUCCCGAAUUGCCGAUGACCGUCUACCUCAAGCACUGCAUGAACCACUUCUGCGUCAACUCAAAGAAAGCGCCUACCGGAAGCAUGUUGGCUAUGAAAUAGGUUUUUUGGAACACGUCAAGAAACCGGAACACACUGCACGAUCACCAAUGAGCAACAGAUCACAAACAGUACUGGAGACAGCGCAAUCCUCAGCAGAUAUAUUUGAUGAGGUUCUGUGGCCAUCUAUAGAACAUUCACAACCGAAAUGCAGUACUCCGAUAGUCUCCAAGCAAGGAGGAAGCCAAUGCUCUCGGGCAGCAGCAGCAACAGCAGCAGCAGCAGCAACAGCAGCAGAGACAGCAGAGACGAACACUCCUCAACAUUACCGGUCAAGCGUUACACUUGUGGAUUCACAUAACUGUGGCAACGUGGCAAAACAGAAAUCCGAUUGCACGCAACCUGAAGGCUUCAGUUUGAGCAAAGCACCUAGCGCUUUUGUUCUUGACACUCUUCUAAGUGCUAGCAACUCUUCAAAGUGUCCAUCUGGACCGACCAAGAAGCCAGAAGAUUCUGCGAUUGACACUCAAGAACAACCGCUACGAGCGAUUUCUGGACGUAGCACAACUGCUAUUGCAAUGAACGAUUCAAACGUACACCCUACUGGCUUCUCAUGUGCAUGCCAAUUCAACCAACGAAUACCACUAGAUUUGAGUGCAGGCCGACUAACCAGUGGACGAGACGGCUUCGAAGUAGGCUUGGAGAAGCCGAAUAGACCUCUCCAAUCGAUCAAAUCAUUCAAAAAUCCCCUCUCAUUGAUGCAGUAUGUUCGACUCCCACCGACGCGCGAGACACGAGACACAGCGUUAAGCGAACUUGGCACUGGCGUUCCUAUCGGAUUACCUGUAUCAAGCGCUAAUCACAUUCACUUAUCCUCACCUCGCAACCAACAAGAACAGAAAGACCAAUCACUAUCUGUCACUGUCAGAAGUCACUCGCAAGCUGCUAGUUGGUUGUCAAGCGAUCUUGAUCAUCAAGUUUAUCUGACGAACAAUAACAACUGUUGUUAUGAAGUUCGAGAAAAUAUUCUUUUGAAGAGUGAACUGCUGAAAGAUAACCGUGAAAGAUGUGAAAGUAAGGCGCCGAGAACUGCACAAGAAGAUAGCACUACGGUUGAAAACAGUAAUGAUCAUAAAAGAUGCACAAAUGAAGAGCACACUUUGCGAAAUUUGAUGUUUAGCAAUGACUGUGAAAAAAAUUUGCCUCAGAAAGGUCUUACUGAAAAUGGAGCAUCCACUGAAUUAACAACAAAUCAGUCAGGAAGAAGUGUUCAUUCUGUGUUCGAAGGAAGCGAUUCCAUAUUGAAAGCAGUCAAUUCCGGGUGGGGUUCGUUUAGCGAUUGGAACGUUUCUGAGAAAACUAUACCGAGUUCGAUAUCGAGCUAG